Haliotis rubra (blacklip abalone) is the source of this 3084-nucleotide messenger RNA. Its product is annotated as sulfotransferase 1B1-like. Gene Ontology annotation, molecular function: sulfotransferase activity. The record is from RefSeq and is a predicted model, not a curated record. NCBI's taxonomy places the organism in Eukaryota, Metazoa, Mollusca, Gastropoda, Lepetellida, Haliotidae. Bases 80 to 1024 code for a protein of 314 amino acids. Gene Ontology annotation, cellular component: cytoplasm. The transcript is spliced from 6 exons. Gene Ontology annotation, biological process: sulfation.
ACAAACAGACAGCGAACGCUCGCCUUGACCCAAGCACAGUGUUUGGCGUCAUAUCAUCUUGCAAGCCCCGGCUACAACCAUGGAUAAGUCAUCAAGCAGGGGGGUGUACACUGUGGAUGGCACAGUGGUGGAGGCGGAUUUCACAGGACAAGACAUUAUUUUCGAGAAGGACAGGAAUGGCCAGGCAAUUAUGUUUCAGAUGUUCCAAGGUGUCCGAAACAGCAAUUUCUUCAAAUUCAGCAACCUGAAGGAAGUUCGAAACUUCAAGCUUCGCCCGGACGAUAUUUAUUUUCCGGGCUAUCCUCGAACGGGCAAUCACUGGACCUGGGAAAUGACUUGCAUGCUUCUCCAAGGCAAAGCUGAAACUAUCCCAAGGUUUAAGGACCAUCUGGAAAUAACCCCUCUUGACGACCUGAUCAAGCAGCCAUCGCCUCGGGUACUCAACUGCCACUUCUUCAUGUCACAAGCACCAACAGACCUGAAGGAGAAGAAGUGUCGGGUCAUCUACACCAUGCGGGAUCCCAAAGACGUGGCUGUGUCCGUGUACAAGAUCCACUUUGGUCGGUAUCAUCUGAACAAUGCCUACAAUGGAUCAUUCGAGGACUUCCUGCAGAUGUUCCUUGAGCAAAGAGUUGACAACAACGGUAUAUUUGACCAACUGAGAGAUGCGGAGAAGUAUUUCAGUGAAAAUCCUGCCAUACCAGUUCACUAUCAAAUUUAUGAGGAAUCACUAGAGGACCCAGUCGCGGCUGUACAGAAACUGUCGGACUUUUUAGGAUUCCCUAGAAAUGACGAUCUGUGCAGGUCCAUUGCAGAAAAGUGUCACAUGUCCAAGAUGAAGGUGGACAAAGAUGCCUAUGCUGUGAAAGUUGAUGGGGAAAGCUACCUAUUCUGGAAAGGUGUUUCUGGCGAGUGGAGGAACUGGUUCACGAAGGACAUGCUGGACGACUACUACCGUGUGUAUGAGGAAAAGAUGGCUGGGUCCAGAUUCUAUGAGCGAUACAGCAGAGCAAAUGAUAACUGAAGCCACUGAGGCUUAUGUUAAUGAUAACAAUGUUCCAAUGUUCAUAAAUACAUAUUUCAAACAUGAUGAAUUAAACUGCAUUGCGAUGUUGUUUGUCAAAGUAGACAGCAAACCGAGCAUAUCAUAUAUGCAGGUGAUGUAUUCAUUAAUUAUGUAUGUAAACUAUUCAAUCAUAUGAUUGAAUCUCAAUAUGUCCCAUACGAAUAUAGGAUUGGAAUGGUAAUAUCAAUAUACAAAGGUAAAAAUGAUUAAACCGACUCUCGAAACUACAGAGGUAUCACACUAACAUCUUGCCUUGGUAAAUUAUUUGAAAAGCUCUUGCUCAAAUGAAUUGAAAAUAUAUUGCUUAAAUCAAAUCCGGACUUUCCUGAUAAGUUACAAUUUGGAUUUCGAAAAGAGCAUGGGGCCAUAAUAUCUGUGUUUACUCUCAGGGAGACUAUACAAUACUAUAACCAUAGAGAUUCCCCUGUCUUUACAGCCUUUCUCGACAAUGCAAAAGCUUUCGACAGAAUUUGGCAUGAUGGUUUAUUCUAUAAGCUUCAUGAACUUGGUAUUAGAGGUAAUACAUGGAAACUGUUACAUCACUGUUACACCAAUAGCCAAUCAUUUGUUGCAUACCACGGCGAGAGGUCAGAUAUGUACUUGGUCAAACAAGGUGUUGGACAAGGGAGGGUUAUAUCCUCUUGUUUUUUUCUCAUUUUUAUUAAUGACCUAAUUACAUCUUUAAGAGAAGCUGGCUGUGGUAUCCGUGUCUUUGGUAUGGACGUUCCAACUGUCUUGCUUGCUGACGAUACUACACUCAUAAGCACAUCCCCUAAUGGCCUACAGGUAUCACUUGAUAUUGUCUCUUCAUACGCUUCUAAAUGGCGUCUAACAUAUAACCCAUCAAAAAGUACCAUCGUCGUUUUUAGCAAAAGAAAAGGCUAUGAUGUAAACGUCCACUGUAGCACUGUAACACCCCAAUCCCCUUAUCAGAAUCUACCGUAUAUUGGGGUGUACUCUUUACAAGUAACCUCACAACAAAAACUAGAAGUAAAAAGUAUUGUCAGAAAGCAAUACAGAAUGUAAACUCACUUAGAUCUAUUGGACUGAAUGAUUCUGGCCUACAUCCAAUCACUUGUGUUCAAAUAUGGCUCAGAAUGAUUCUUAAAACUAGUCUCUAUGGCUGUGAAGUAUAACCAAACAUCAAAGUCCAACAGGCUGACACCUUUGAACAAACACAAAGAUACUUUGCUCGUCUUGUGCAAGGUCUUGGUAAGAGGUCAUCAUCAAUAUCUACCAUUGCAAAUUUGGGAUUAUGGUCACUAACUGGGUAUAUCGAUAAAUGUAAACUACUAUUUCUUGGGCGACUAUGUAGCACUGAGUGUAACAACUUUGCAAAACAUAUCUUUUGUGCUGCUAUUACAACUUCAGUAAAAUCUAACAACAUCUGUGAUGAUCUUUUAUCAAUAUCUGAAAAGUAUAAUCUAAAUACAUUUGUUGACAAUUAUAUUGCUCAAGGCAUAUUUCCUCCAAAACGUGUAUGGAGAUGAAUUGUAAAUGCUACUGUACAUAGUUAUGAAUAACAAUUAUGGCGAUCACAAACUCUCUAUCGUUCAAACAUGUCAUUUUACGCAACAACUCAUACUACACUCUCUUAUCAUACUCUCUGGCAACUGGCAUAUAAACACCCUAAUUAUAUAUCUUCCUUGCAAUUUUGUGUCAAAAUAUUAUCAAGAGGUAAAUUCUCAAAAAAGUGUGCUCUUUGUAAUGAACAAACAUUUGACUAUGAUUUCCAUAUGCUUCUCCACUGUGAAAACUUAAUACAACAACGAAAUGAUUUCUUUGCAUACUUGAUAAACUUGAUGUUGAAACUUACGUAAUAUUUGAAAUGCAAGGUGAACAAGAUGUGUUGUCAUUUCUCUUCGGAGCAGAAAACGACUUUUAUAACUCUCUAGAUUCAACACAAUGGGAAACCAUACUGUUACGCUUUUCUUUGUAUGUAUAUGACCUGAAACCUCACCUUGUGAACUGUAAUACAGAAUGAUUCUCUUCAUGUCAUAAAUUUCUGUACAUAUGUC